Ziziphus jujuba (common jujube) is the source of this 5886-nucleotide messenger RNA. RefSeq names its product protein RST1. The record is from RefSeq and is a predicted model, not a curated record. NCBI's taxonomy places the organism in Eukaryota, Viridiplantae, Streptophyta, Magnoliopsida, Rosales, Rhamnaceae. Gene Ontology annotation, biological process: regulation of post-transcriptional gene silencing. The coding region runs from base 156 to 5729 and encodes 1857 amino acids. The transcript has 25 exons.
UCAAAGUUUAGAAUUAGUUAUACGCGGUCGUUUUGAUGUUGUUCUUCUUUUUCGACUGUAGUGAGAGAGAGUAAACAUAUUCUUCUUCAUCGUCUACUGAAAAGAAAAGAAAAGAAAAAAAGGCAGAAAAACCCUUUUUCUUGUACUAGUCUCCCAUGGAGUCGUACACUCCGUUGCUGGAGAAAAUCCGGGUACCCCAACCGUCGCUCCAGAAGUACGCCGUAAUUUCAAUAUUCGCGAAGCUACGCUCCGCCCCGAAGCACCUGGACUCCGAGUCCGAACCCGGAAGAGAAGCCAUUUCUCAGUGCCUCCACUCCAACUCCUCAGCCGUCAUCGACCAGUCAGUUCGCGAGCUAUGCCGCCUGGUCAUGGACUCCCAAAUGGACGUCUCUCGCGGGUUGCUGGAGCUCCAGUCUGCUCUCGAAGGGACCGACUCGAGAUUUGUGGACCUUUUCGUCAAAAGCUUGGGAUUCCUUGUGAGGUUUGGGUUUCAGAAGAACUAUGUCAAGUGGCAUUCAAGUUUGACGGAAGGUCACCCCUUUUUCAAGGUUCUGUCGUGCCGAUCAGAGGUUCAGUCUGAACUUGUGCAGCAAGUUUUACUGUUGAUGGCAAGUCACAAGCAAUUGGGGAUGGUGGAAAUUUGUGAAUUCUUAAAACCAUUUCUGAACUAUUCUAUUCUAAGGAUACCCUUUAUGGAUACAGCAUCAUCAUCUAUGUUUGCAAGGCAUUUGAUAUCGUCUAUGACAUCAUUUUGUUGCUUAUAUCCUCCCGAGUCAAUGCCUGUCUUUAAGUUGUUAACAGAGGCUCUUAAAUAUGCUCCCUGCAAGAAUUCAGAGGAAUCUAGGAAUUUUAUAUAUUUUGUGGAAUGUAUGGUGGAUGCAUUUGUGGUGGUCUUGAGGCGUUGGGCAGAAAUGGGAUUGCUGAUUUCUGAGGCUCAAUUUUGCGGUCUUGACCUGUUAGAGGCAAUUCUGUCAAUAUGUUUACUUCAUCAAAGGCAUUUUGGUUGGAUUGAGCCCAUAGCUGAACUCUCCGGGCGCAUGUUAUUUGCUCAAAAAGAUUUAGGAUUGCAAUAUGUACAUAAACUAUCUUCAGUAGUGCUAUCCUUAUUUGUUAUACUCUCUCAAUUGGAGCUUGAGCAUGAACAGCUGUCUGUAUUGAAACUUCUCCACUUCCUCCUUAAGUGGAAAUAUGGAAAUGAAUAUAUUGUUGGCAGGACAGCACAUGCUCUGCAUGAAGAGCUUUUAUUGACAUUUCCUGUCAUCAGCCUUUUGUCUUCUACUUCUAAAUCUGUCAGAGGAGCAGCAGCCGAUCUUCUGAUCAUCUUAGAGAAGCUUUUGCUAGAACUUUUUGUUGCACCAAGAAAUAAAACAACAAAAGAAGCUGGGUUUCCAUCUCUAAGCUCACCUGGAUCUAUCAUCUUUAGACUUAUGCAACAUCAGUGGUUUCAGGAUCAGCAUUCAUUGUCUGGGUUCUUUCUAUGUCUUUCUUUUGAUGGCAAAGAAAUGCACAAUAUGCCUGGCUCAUGGGCUUCUCAAUUAAGAGAAUACUCUUUAUCGAUUAUUGAUAAACAGAAGUCCUUGUUAUCACUUUCUGUACCGCAGGAUACAUUUGCUUCUGAUAUUCCCUCGUUACUCUGUGCCAUUGCUGGUGUUUUGCUGAUGCAUAAGUCACUGGGGUGUGAAGCUGUAGAUUCUUUGGCUGCUAUAGCCAUCGUGGAUCCUAAGUUGGGAGCUCACUUGUUGCUAGUGAUCCUAUUUUUCAGUAACAUAUUCACAAGGAAAGACGUAAUUAGCCAUACCAUGUUGUUUCUUAAUUCAACUGUUCUACAGCUGAAACUUCUAGGAAUGCUUCCAGCACUUGCUUCACAUUCCAUGAUGAUACCACUGAUAGUUCAGACUAUUAUGCCAAUGCUUCAGAAGGAUGCCAAACCAACCUUACAUGCAACGGCCAUUCGUCUGCUUUGUCAAACCUGGGAAAUAAAUGAUCGUGCCUUUGGGAGUUUGCAAGGAGUAUUGCUUCCCAAAGGUUUCACUGAAUUCAAGUCUGAGAGAAAUAUAUGUAUUAGUAUGGCUGCUUCUGUUCGGGAUGUUUGCAGAAAAAAUGCUGAUAGGGGUGUGGACCUUAUCUUGUCUGUUUCAGCAUGCAUUGAGAGCCGAGAUCCUCUUAUUCAAGCUCUUGGUUUUCAAAGCCUUGCCUGCCUUUGUGAAGCUGAUGUAAUAGACUUUUAUACAGCCUGGGAUGUGAUUGCAAAGCAUUUGCUAGACUACCACGCAUAUUCGAAUCUUGCACAUAGCAUUUGCCUUCUUCUAAGAUGGGGUGCAAUGGAUGCUGAAGCAUAUCCAGAAGCUUCUAAGAAUGUUUUGCAAAUGUUGUGGGGUAUCUGCACCUCUACUCGUGCUGGUAACAAGUUAGAAUGGGCAAAGGCAAGGAUAUCUGCCUUAGAGGCUUUAGCACAAUAUGAGGUCUCACAUAUUGAACAAAGAAUUCCAGACUUCAAGAAGAAGUACACGGAAUUGCUAGUUUCAGAAAAAGAUCUCCUCAUAGUUAGGGCCAUGGAAGAACUUCAAGUCAAGAUCAUAACAUUUGAGCACAUUACAAGGCGAAGACUGGUGAAGGAAAAAAGAGUUGCAGGAAGUAAGAUUGAGAAGUUACUUGAUGUAUUUCCUCAGGUGAUCUUUUCUUCAGAGAAAAGAGGUAAUGCUACAGAAUUACCUGGUGCUGCUCUAUUAUGCCUUUCCUUUACUCCUAAGGAUGUGAAUACCCAAGGGACAUCAAAGGAAUUACGGGAUGUACAUGCUGGAUAUGAAAAGGCACUUGUGGAAUUAGCUGCAUCCCUUCAGCUCUCAAGAAAUGUUUUUCUGGCACUUAUUUCACUGCAAUCAUGGAAAUCCUUCUUGCGGCGUUGGCUGAGGGCUGAUAUUAUGUGCUUGGAUGCUAAAGCACCAUCAGUCAUCUUGGAUAAAACCACCAAAGCUGCCAAUGAUAUUCUGAAGAGUAUGAUACGAAUAGCAAAGGAUGCAAUCCCUAGAUCUGCUGAGAACAUUGCACUAGCCAUUGGUGCACUUUGUGCAGUCUUGCCUUCAUCUGUCCAUACUGUUAAAUCAACUUCUUCGAAGUUUCUCUUGAGUUGGUUGUUCCAGCAUGAACAUGAGCACCGUCAAUGGUCAGCUGCCAUCUCUCUUGGAUUGAUAUCAAGUUGCUUACAUGUAACUGAUCAUAAGCAGAAAUUUCAGAAUAUCACCGGACUUCUUGAGGUUUUAAGUAAUGGCAAAAGCACCCUUGUCAAAGGAGCCUGUGCAGUUGGCUUGGGCUUUUCAUGUCAAGAUCUUCUUACUAGGGUUGAUGUAGCUGAUAACCCUGCCAUGGAGACAGAAACAGGCAAGAUGUCAGAAGCAGAUUUAGUGGGAAAGAUAAUAAGGGCCUUCUUGCUAAUAAUAUGUCAGCUAACUCAAUCUUCAUCUGAUAUUGUGGAAAACCUUUCUGCAUAUUUCCCAUCGAGCACAUAUGAUACAGAUUUGAAGAUGGCUACUGAACUGUCACGUGAAAGACUUGAUGACUUGGAGGAAGAUAUCUGGGGUGUUGCUGGAAUCGUAAUUGGUUUGGCAAGUUCAAUCGGUGCAAUUUACAGAGCUGGGGCAAAUGAUGCUGUGCUGAAGAUAAAAGGCUUAAUUAUGUCAUGGGUUCCACAUGUAAAUUCACUGGUUCAAUGCUCUGGUUCUUGCUUGGAGGGAUCUCAGAUGCUUUUAUCAGUAGGGUCUUGUCUUGCACUUCCUGUUUUAGUUGCUUUCUGCCAGAAGGUAGAACUAAUGGAGGUUAAUGAAGUAGACCAUCUACUGAAUGGUUACAGAAUGGUCAUUUCAGAGUUGGUAUCUGUAAAAAAAUCGGGUAUUUUCCAUCAGAGCUUGUUGAUGGCAUCUUGCAUAGGAGCAGGAAACCUCCUUGCCUGUGUACUCAAUGAUGGGGUGCACUCUAUUGAAGUGGAAUCUGUAAAAGUUAUGCUGGAAUUGUUUAGAAACUGUUAUUGUAAUCCUUACCCUCCUUUGAUCCAUUUGGGUGGGAUGCUUGGAGUUGUUAAUGCUAUGGGAGUGGAUGCUGGGGGCUUGGUUCACAUGCAUGCUCCAACUACAAUACCGCAUAGUAGUUAUGAACAGAAGGAAAGUCACUAUCUCAAUGGUCCACUACUUUCAAGUCCUGUUUGUGAGCCGCAAUUGACAUCAUUAAUGCAGGAGAUAUUUCUCGUUGCACAGAACUCUGAUGACCAUCAACUGCAACAUAAUGCAGCAUGGGCAGUUUCUUUUCUUCGAAAUCAUUUAUUUUCCAAGGAAGUUCCGAAAAAGGAUCUUACCAAUGAGACUGACAUGGCUGGUUCAAGAUCUGUUUCUCAAAGUAUUUCUGAGAACAGUGUAGUUAUGAAACUUUCUUCGUGGCUAAUGCAUCUCAAUAUCUCUGAGACAGGUAGCAUUUCUCGUAUUGGCACAGUAGCAGUGGUGUUAAGGUGCCUUUCACAAGCUCCUAGGUUGCCAGCCUUGGAUUGGGGAGCAGUCAUCAGGCGCUGCAUGAGAUAUGAGUCUCAGGUUGCUGAGCAGGACUUGGCUUUCAAAACAGGAGCGCUUAGGGAAGAAUGUUUGAAGUUCUCUUUAGCUCAUGCAAGCCAAUUUGAUCCACUUCUAAGUUUCCUUGAUGAGCUGUCUGAUCUCUCCAGGUUCAGAAUGCUUGAGCCGAAUCUGCAAUCUUGUUUGUUCGUUCAUCUCGCAGAAGUAAUAAAAGUGUUCUCAGCUUCCAGGCUAGAGAAGUUAUUCAAUGAUGUGACUGUCUUCUUGUCUUCAGUUUCUUUCAAUCAAGUUCAUGAUGAUCAGAAGACCAUGUUACGGAAUUCAUGCUGGAAGGGUAUUUGUAUGUGUUUAGAUGAAGCAUCACUUGACUCUCUAGAGUACAUAUCCCAUAUUGAGAAGUGUAUGGAGGUGCUCUUUUCCUUUUUGCCUGCACUGCAAUCUGCUGAUGGCAAAGGAGUAGAUCAGAGGAAUUUCGUGGAGUGGUCUGAGGCAGUUAGAUGCUUAGGGAAGUCACGAAGAAGUUGGUUAUCGAAUUUUCUACAGGUCUCAAAGGAAGACCUACUACAAAAAGGUGACCAGUUGAUUGAAGUCCUGAAGAAGAUUCAAGCCAAAGCUAAGCUAGUUAGGAACGGUUCCUUCCCGUUGACAGAGUUGGGAAGACUAAAAUCUCAUUUAUUGAACUCUAGAUCACAUGGUAUAUGGGGUGUGCUCACUGAAGUUGUAGCAGCUUUGCAACAUGCAGAGGUUGCUGUCAGAAGACAGUGGCUCAUUGAUGCAGUAGAAAUUAGUUGUGUGUCAACUUAUCCUUCCACGGCACUAAAGUUUCUUGGUCUGCUAUCCGGAAGCUUCUGCAAAUAUAUGCCAUUUCUGAUUCUUGACGAACAUGCUGUGCUGAGUGAUUUACCAGUCACCCUUAGUUCUCUCCUAUCAGAUUCCAACUGGGGAGUAAUUGCGGAAUCUGUUGUUUCUUUCUUCUUGGUUUCCACAGAACGCAUUCACAAUUGGGUAAGACACGUAAGCUGGUGUGUGGAUGUGCCUCUCAUGCAACCUAUUGAUGAGAGUGAGAAGGAUAUGGCAGUAUUUCUAUUGCACGUUAUGCAUCGAACCUGUGUUUCUUUGAAAGACUAUUUGCCUCUAGACAAGCAGCUUAAGCUUGCAAACAUGGUGCUUGCUUGACAUACCAUACCAACAUUUUUCUAGUAAUUAUAUAAUUAAAAAAAAAAUGCAGUUUUUACAUAUUUGUUUAAGGUUGGGAAGUUCAAUUCGCAACUUACAAAAGAGGCACGUUACCAGUUUCAAAUUCUCUAUGUAUGGAUGUAUAGUUUCAAAUUAA